Messenger RNA from Pogona vitticeps (central bearded dragon), 3780 nucleotides. The record is from RefSeq and is a predicted model, not a curated record. Lineage: Eukaryota; Metazoa; Chordata; Lepidosauria; Squamata; Agamidae.
GGAAGGUCUGGGGAGGCUGAGCGUGCCGGAGCAGGACUGCAGUGCACGCCGCCAGCCUCGGCGCAUUGGACCGUCGUGGGAUGAUGGGGCGGCUGGCCGGAGGCGGAGGGCUGGGCGCCGCUGAACCCCCGCGAUCGUGCCCUGUUCUGCAGCCUGGGAUGGUUAAUUCCUUCAGGUCAGAAGGCUGGAAGAAAUAAUAGAGGAAAAAAAAUGUGAGGAAACAGAUAAUUUUAUACUAAUACAGCCUUGGAAGUGUCGAAGAUUAUUCUGAAUCUCAGGUGCCGUUUUCAACCAGAUACAAGAAGGAAGUGCUCCCAAGAUAUCCGCAUGUUUGAGGCUCCCGCUCUGCCAUGGAAUCCUGGCCUUGGCUGGCCUGGGUUUUGCUCCUUAGCUUGAUAGUGGACUGCCUGAAGAAGGUGGAAGCCCGAGACUUUACCGUGAAAGAUAUUGUCUAUCUUCAUCCUUCAACCACUCCAUAUCCCGGUGGAUUCAAGUGUUUUACGUGUGAACAAGCAGUAGACAACUAUGAAUGUAACCAGUGGGCUCCUGACAUCUAUUGCCCGAGAGCUACAAGAUACUGCUACACUCAACAUACGCUGGAAGCCAAUGGGAAGAGUGUGUCUGUUACCAAACGAUGUGUGCCACUGGAGGAUUGUUUGGCUACAGGAUGCAUUGAUCUCCAGCAUAAAGGACUGAAGGUCUGCACUUCUUGUUGUGAGGGCAACAUCUGCAACUUGCCAUUGCCCAGAAACUCAAGCGAUGCCAUAUUUGCAACAAUAACCCCCAUCAAUCACACACAGAGACAUUGGAAAAGUCCAUCAAUAAUGGCAUGGUGUCUGCUCUUAGUCUUUUCUACGUAGAUGCCCAAGGAUAGAGCUUGCACACCAAGGCAAGCAGUUGAGGAUGAAAAUAUUUAUGCAUACAUAAGUGAUCUUAAUUUAAUAUAUGUUUCAAAUCUUACAUUUUUAGUGACAUUUCUAAAUGUAUAUUUUUAAACUCGUUUUAGCAUUGGCUGGUUCAAAAGCCAUAGUUUCUGAAUUGUUGGGGAGGGGACAUUUUCGCUGCAAGUUUAGUUUGAAGGAAGUUGAAGGAAACCUUUUGUAGUUCAUGGAUGGAGGUGUGGUCAGUGAAAUCUUGAUGGAAAAUGUCUAUUUUCCUCUCUGCCUCUCUGCUUGUGACGAGAGAAUCUACGAGAAUUGUGAGUUUGCAGUAAUAAAUAGUUAAACACUAGGAAUUCCUAUAAAGUUGCUCCACUGUCCCCCCCCAAAAAAGGGUUUCUAGUUGACCUGUUAGGCCUAACCAAUGUUACUUGGUUAGUCGUAGAGAGAUGGAUUUAGAUUGAAUUGUAUUUAGAGUAAACCCUUUGAUCCAUGGAUCUGUUCCAAGUAAAACUGACUGGGUUUCGUCUCAGUGCAUACACCUGGAUAUGAAGAAACAAUUAUUUUGAAGAAAAAGCCACUCUUCUUGAAAUGUAUAGGCAGGGCUGACGUGCAUCUUAAAAGACGUGCAUCUUAAAAGACGUAUUUCCUACACAAGAAGGGGAAUGCCUCUAAUGCCUCUUCCACUGUUUUUAAACUAUAAUUCCCAGAAUUUCCAAGUCACCUUGUUGGCUUGGAGAUUCUGGGAGCUGUAGUAGAAAAUGUGACUUCUCCAAGUGCUGAGCUUUGCUAAGAUAAUUCCUUCCACAUGCAGUUUUUUGUUAGCACUUAUAUUUUUAAAAUUCUUAAUCUCUUUUUAAAAAUACAUGGCCUGUUGAAUUGGGAUCACCUUAUUGAUCUUCAAGAUGCUUUAAAUUGCUUUAAUCUAACCAAUUAAUAAACUAAGUUGCACUCUUACAUAUGCUCACCUAGGAAAAAGGCCCAUUGAACACAGUUGGCCUGCAUUCUGUAUUGACAAACAUAAGAUUGCACAGUAAUUUUGCUACCCUACAUACACUUAACUUGGAAUAAUUCCCAUUGAAUUGAGACAAACAUGCUUCUGUAUAAAUUUGCUUAGUGUGGCACUGUACAUGUGCAGCCCUGGUUCUGAUCUGCUAAGAGAAGCUUCCCCAUUCAGCUCUUUCUGAAUAAGGUUUUCAUUCACCUUCUCAUUUCCUUCGUGAAAUCAUCCCUGUCUUUGAAGACAAUGGGUAAACUCCUUGUUCAGUGUAUUGGGGCUCCUUGAAACUAGGGAUCAGAUGGUGAGUUUUAGAUUAUUAUGACAUGUCAGUACAGCAUUUCUGCAAUAAGUAGAAUAAGGGUUCUGGUAUAUUUAGAACUUUUGGCAGAGAAAUAAUCAUGUACAGUUUUCUUGUUUUCAAUAAGACAUAGGCUCAGUUUCAUUACAUUUUAAUUUAUAUUAGUUCUGAUGAAACUUUGGGCACAUGAAAGAGUUUAUUUUCCAUAUUAGAUCACAGUAAUUUAUUUUUGUAUGGUAUGAUCAGAAUGGAUGAGACAUUGUAUAGAAUUCAAUUCUUAAGCAGUUUCUAACAGUGCUUAACUCCUGUUAAGUCUGGUAUGUAAGAGAUAUUUUGUGACAAGUGAUUUUCAGCAACAACGAAUUAGGGCAGGGAAAUAAAAGAGUGGUAGAGUUGAACUUAAUUCAGAUAUAUAUUACUGGCAUAUGGCAUAUAAAAGCUUGGUGGAGUUUUAUAAACCAUGGACAACCAUGUAAUCAUAUGUUAUAGUGAUUUUUAUGAGUUGCUUUUGAAUAAUGUUGACCAGUGGGGAAUUGCCAUUUUUAUCAAAUUACAAGUUGAUGCUGGGUAGUGAGGGGAAUGGAAAAGAACCUAUAUGGUAUGUAUACAAAUAAGGAAGAAAAUUAUAUGUGUGUUUUUUUAGUGUUUGAUAGGAAUCUCUGCUUAAAGCAACCUACCAGCCAUCUGGUACACCCAUAUUGUAUGUGUGUGCAUGUGUGUGUACAUGCUUCCCAACAUUUUGUCUUCCAUGUGUGUUGGACCACACUUACGCUAGUCGACCAACCAGCCUGUGAGUCCAGCUCAUUUAAAUAAAUUGUUAAACACAGCCACUUUUUGAUGACAUGUGGCCUUCUAGGGUAGGAGUUGGUCUAGUUCCUUGUGUGAACGUAAACUUAGUUCCCUGUUGAAAGUACAAUGGGACCAUAUGUGCCAGGGAACCAGGUAUGCACCAUACCACACAUGCUGCAUGGGAUUCUCACUUUGUUAUGAUUUUAUCUAGUAGUAAGCUUCUGUGACCUUCAUUGGAACAUUAUCUAGUUGUCUAGUAAUAAUCACUGCAAGUAUGAACAUUUCUGCCAUCCCAAAUACACCUAAAUAUGUUCAUGGCCCUCUAACUCAUUGGCUGAAGUCCUGUUCAAGUUGGCAUGACAUAAAUUUACACCUGGAAAAGUGUAAAAGCUGGCCUUUACACCCAGGCAGCCAGCACUGCAUAUUUGAUCAUGCUGUUCAUCAUGUCACUGUUGCAUGAAUCAUGUCAUGGUUGCACAAUUGAUUGUUCACAUUGGAGCUGUUACACAACAUGCCUGUGGAGGUGCUUUGUGGGUGUUACUUCUGCCCAUAUGUGAUUUUCUCUCUCUCGAUCACUUCCACAGCUUCACAUAUGCAAGCAUAGCUGUGCAACAGGAUUUCAGCCAUUGGAAGCAGGACUCACUAUUAUAAGUUAAUGAUUGUAAUAAACUUAGUCAAGGUGAAGUCCCAUCAAAAGCCCUGAGGUAUAGUUCAGUUAUUCCUUUUUGUUUUGUUCUUCUGCUUUAACCAUGAAUAACAUGAUCAGAUUAAGAGCUGUUUUAACUUGAUUUUUUAAAAAAUGUGACCUUUUAGGU